This is a messenger RNA of Salvelinus fontinalis (brook trout), 3010 nucleotides long. Its product is annotated as disks large homolog 4-like. The record is from RefSeq and is a predicted model, not a curated record. Gene Ontology annotation, biological process: chemical synaptic transmission; postsynaptic neurotransmitter receptor diffusion trapping; AMPA glutamate receptor clustering. Gene Ontology annotation, cellular component: neuron projection; postsynaptic density membrane; neuromuscular junction. Gene Ontology annotation, molecular function: kinase binding. Lineage: Eukaryota; Metazoa; Chordata; Actinopteri; Salmoniformes; Salmonidae.
UCUUCUUCGCUGUCCCCUCCCUCGGCUCUUCCUCUCCAUCCUCUGCUGUUUCGCUGUCUAAUCCUCUCUCUCUUUCUCUCUCUCUCGCUUUCUCUUGCAGAGCGAAACUCCCCUUUUUCCCAUACCACCUCUCCUUUCUACUUCCUUCCCCCUCUGUCCAUUUCCUUUCAUAUUCAUCCCUGCUUCUCCUCUUCCUCUCUUCCUCUUCUCCUCUUAUAGAAGAGUUCCCCCUCUCCCUCCCCCUCUCUCUCUCUCCCUCUCCCUCUCCCUCAUACAGAUUCGGAGCCCACCCUCUCUCGCUUUCUUUCUUUCUCUCUCUUGCUCUUUCUCUCUCUUUCCCUGUGUCCCUCCCCUUCCCUCUUUACGUUUCCCCCUCCCUCCAUCCUCUCUUUCCCUCGCUGGUUCAGUAAGUAAAGAAAGAGAUACACGGAAGCAAAGAAAAGGGGGAAAGGCAGGACGAGAGAGAGCAGGAGUGGGGCAGGCUGGGGCGAGGGGUGUGGGGUCUCAGCCCUCUGUUGUGGGGGGUGGGGGGUUGAGAUACACCCCACCUGUUUGUUCUCACUACCAUGGACUGCCUCUGCAUUGUGACUACAAAGCCCAUUCACAGUCUCCCAUCGCUCUCUCUCUCUUUCUAUUCCUCCGUCCCUCCUUUCCUCCUUUACUACGGGCGUCUGAGAGGCUGUUUUUCUGUGUGUCUCGCUCAUGAAGGGCCGCAACAAGCUCCCUUCGCUCUGCUCGUGUGUGAAGUACCGGUACCAGGAUGAGGAGACACCCCCCUUGGAGCACAGUCCAGCCCAUUUGGGUCAAGGGAAAAGUGCUGAGAUGCUUCACAUGAGCGAUAAGAACCUCGCCGCCAUGGAGGCAAUGCAUGGCUACACGCCGCACACACACAUCUCCCCUAUCAAGCCGGUGUUGAUGUCAUCAGGCCACACUCCUAUGUACACCUCUGCUGUUUCCACACUGGGAAAUUCUCCCCCAGUGGUGGUGAACACUGACACACUUGACGGCUCCCCCUACGUCAACGGGACAGAGGGGGAAAUUGAGUAUGAAGAGAUUACACUGGAAAGAGGUAACUCAGGCCUGGGCUUCAGUAUAGCUGGGGGGACAGAUAACCCUCAUGUUGGUGAUGACCCCAGCAUCUUCAUCACCAAGAUCAUCCCUGGAGGAGCUGCGGCCCAGGACGGACGGCUGAGUGUGAAUGACAGUAUCCUGUUUGUGAAUGAUGUUGAUGUGAGGGAGGUGACCCACAGUCUGGCUGUAGAAGCUCUGAAGGAGGCGGGGGCCAUCGUCCGCCUCUACGUGCUGCGCAGGAAACCAGCCGCAGAGAAAGUUACAGAGAUCAAACUCAUCAAAGGGCCCAAAGGUUUAGGUUUCAGCAUCGCUGGAGGAGUGGGUAACCAGCACAUUCCAGGAGACAACAGCAUCUAUGUCACUAAGAUCAUCGAGGGUGGAGCUGCUCACAAGGACCAGCGGCUGCAGAUAGGGGAUAAGAUACUGGCGGUGAACAGUGUGUGUCUGGAGGACGUGAUGCAUGAGGAUGCAGUGGGAGCCCUGAAGAACACAGCUGAGGUGGUUUACCUCAGAGUGGCCAAGCCUAACAACCUCUACCUGAACUCCUACAACCCCCCUGACCUCACCAGCACAUACUCCCCUCACAUGGAUACAGAUCUUGGCCCCACCUACCUUGGAUCAGAUUACCCACAAGCUCUCACUCCCACCUCGCCCAGUCGCUUCUCUCCGGUGUUGCACAGCUUGAUGGGGGAUGAAGACCUUCCCAGUCUCCUCCUUCCCCUCCAUUUCUCCUCGUCUCUCCCUGACUCCCCGUCCCUCUGCCUCUUCCCUGCUCUCUCUGUCAGGGAGCCUAGGAGAGUGCUGAUCCACCGGGGAUCUACGGGCCUGGGUUUUAACAUCGUGGGAGGAGAGGAUGGAGAGGGGAUCUUUAUCUCCUUCAUCCUGGCAGGGGGGCCUGCCGACCUCAGCGGAGAGCUGCGCAAGGGCGACCAGAUCCUCAGCGUAAAUGGAGUGGACCUGCGUAUCGCCACCCAUGAGCAGGCUGCUGCAGCCCUGAAGAACGCUGGCCAGACUGUCACCAUCAUUGCCCAGUACAGACCAGAGGAAUACAGCCGUUUCGAAGCGAAGAUCCACGACCUGAGGGAACAGCUGAUGAACAGCAGCAUGGGUUCUGGUCAGACAACACUGAGGAGCAACGCCAAGAGAGGCUUCUACAUCAGGGCCCUGUUUGACUAUGAUAAGACAGCAGACUGUGGUUUCCUGAGCCAGGCGGUGGGCUUCAGGUUCGGUGACGUGCUCCAUGUCCUGGACUGUGGUGAUGAGGAGUGGUGGCAGGCCAGACGGGUCAGCCCGCAGACAGAAGCUGAGGAGAUUGGCUUUAUUCCCAGCAAACGCAGGGUAGAAAGGAAAGAGUGGUCUCGCAUGGGCACCAAAGAAAGGGAUCGCAGUCGAGACAGCCUCGGGUCUCAAGGGAGGGAUGAUUCUCAACACAGCUAUGAAACAGUCACACAAGUGGAGGUCCAUUAUGCCAGGCCCAUCAUAAUAUUGGGUCCCAUAAAGGACAGGGUAAAUGAUGACCUGCUGUCGGAGUUCCCUGACAAGUUUGGAUCUUGUGUCCCUCAUACCACACGGCCCAAGCGUGAGUACGAGGUGGACGGGCGGGACUACCACUUUGUGUCGUCACGGGAACAAAUGGAGAAGGACAUCCAGAGCCACCGUUUCAUCGAGGCGGGCCAGUACAACAGCCACCUGUACGGCACCAGCGUUCAGAGCGUCCGCCAGGUGGCAGAGCAGCAAGGAAAACACUGUAUACUGGACGUGUCGGCCAAUGCUGUCCGCAGACUACAGGCCGCUCAGCUUCACCCCGUCGCCAUCUUUGUCCGGCCCAAGUCACUGGAGAAUGUCCUAGAGAUCAACACUCGACUGACAGAAGAGCAGGCCAGAAAGGGCAUGGACCGCGCUCUCAAACUGGAACAGGACUUUCUAGAGUGUUUCUCAG